Messenger RNA from Paramuricea clavata, 196 nucleotides. The record is from the annotation of a GenBank genome assembly. NCBI's taxonomy places the organism in Eukaryota, Metazoa, Cnidaria, Anthozoa, Malacalcyonacea, Plexauridae.
AUGUCUAUGGAGGACGCUGUUUUGUGUUUUUAUGGCCGCUUUGGAAGUUGGAUAGCAGCCAUAAACAUAGCGCCGCUGUAUCGGCAUAAAGGUGAUGAAGCGAUCUUUCUUUCCACAGUCUCGCAACAUAAAGAAAUCCUUGAAAGUGUUCUCAACACAACGACACUUGACUUCAACACAUUUUGCGCUAAGAUGU